Setaria italica (foxtail millet) is the source of this 1370-nucleotide messenger RNA. RefSeq names its product ervatamin-B. Gene Ontology annotation, molecular function: cysteine-type endopeptidase activity. The coding region runs from base 15 to 1175 and encodes 386 amino acids. The transcript is spliced from 2 exons. Gene Ontology annotation, cellular component: lysosome. The record is from RefSeq and is a predicted model, not a curated record. Lineage: Eukaryota; Viridiplantae; Streptophyta; Magnoliopsida; Poales; Poaceae.
GUAGCUAAGCAUCCAUGUCGGGCAUGGCUUCCAUGCGCUCGUCGUCCUCAUCCAUGGCUCUCGCUCUGCUGCCGCUACUGGUGGCAGCCGCACUGGCUCCCUCUCUGGCUUCAGCUUCACCUGCCCUCGACAAUGGCGAGGAGCUGCUGAUGCUGGGGAGGUUCCAUGGGUGGAUGGCGGCGCACGGCCGGUCGUACGCCACCGAGGAGGAGAAGCUGCGCCGGUUCGAGGUGUACCGGAGCAACAUGGAGUUCAUCGAGGCGGCGAACCGGGACAGCCGGAUGAGCUACCGCCUCGGCGAGACCCCGUUCACAGACCUCACCCACGACGAGUUCAUGGCCAUGUACAGCAGCAACGACGACGACGGCCCGUUGUCGUCAUCGUUGUCGGAGGAGACGACGGUGAUCACAACUCGCGCUGGCCCCGUCCACGAGGGCACCGCCGCCGUCGAAGAGCCGCCACCUCGUCGUACCAACCUGACGGAGGCGGUGCCUCCGAGCGUCGAUUGGAGGGCCAAAGGCGUCGUCACAGCAGCCAAGUUUCAAGGGGUGUCCUGUUCGUCUUGCUGGGCGUUCACGUCGGUGGCCACGAUGGAGAGCGCGCAGGCGAUCAGCACCGGCGGAUCGCCGCCGUUGCUGUCGGAGCAGCAGCUGGUGGACUGUGUCACUCUCAACCACGGCUGCAACAGAGGUUGGAUGGACAACGCCUUCAAGUGGGUGAUCCAGAACGGCGGCAUCACCACGGAGGCGGCCUACCCCUACACCGGCAAGGACGGCAAGUGCCAAACGGGCAAGCCGGUCGCGGUGAGGCUCAGCGGCUACAAGAAGGUUUCGCCGCCCGGCAACGAGGCGGCGCUCAUGGAGGCCGUGGCGCAGCAGCCCGUCGCCGCAUCCUUCGACUACAGCGACCCCUGCUUCCAGCACUACAUCGGCGGCGUAUACAACGCCGGUUGCUCCAAGUCCGGCGUCUACACCAAAGGGGCGUGCAAGACAGCGCAGAACCACGCGCUGGCCCUCGUCGGGUACGGGACCAUGCCUGACGGGACCAAGUACUGGAUCGGUAAGAACUCGUGGGGUGAGAAGUGGGGUGAAAAAGGCUUCAUCUAUGUCCUUAGGGACUCGCCGCCCUUGGGCUUGUGCGGCCUUGCGGCGCUCCCGGUUUACCCUAUCAUCUGAUGACGACCCCAGCCGCCGUGCACCUCCAUCAUGUGUGCGUCCCUCCGUGCAUACUUAUUAUAUGUAAUGAAUAAUUGCACGGUACUACCUAGCUAUUCACUUGUGUACUCCAUCAUGUAAAGGUUCGGAUGCUACACAUGCAUCCUUGCCUAUAAUAAAUAAACAAUUAAUAUAUGCUACUCCUUCCAUUCUAAA